Messenger RNA from Branchiostoma floridae (Florida lancelet), 703 nucleotides. Its product is annotated as BAG family molecular chaperone regulator 1-like. Gene Ontology annotation, molecular function: adenyl-nucleotide exchange factor activity; protein-folding chaperone binding. The record is from RefSeq and is a predicted model, not a curated record. Gene Ontology annotation, biological process: protein stabilization. NCBI's taxonomy places the organism in Eukaryota, Metazoa, Chordata, Leptocardii, Amphioxiformes, Branchiostomatidae. Bases 80 to 685 code for a protein of 201 amino acids. The transcript has 7 exons. Gene Ontology annotation, cellular component: nucleus; cytoplasm; cytosol.
UGCAGUAUUGAUUUCGCACUUAGGACAAGGUCCGCUAGGUGCGCUAUUUCACACACUCCAUCUAGAGAAAAUAUUCAAAAUGGCUGCCUCCAUGAAGCUUUUGAUUGUUCACGGCUCUCAGAAGCACAGCAUCGAUGUUUGUGUACCAGAUGAUGAGGAGAACCGAGUUGUCAUGGUAGAACAUCUGGCUCUGGCUGCAUGGAAGGCAACAGGAGUGCCUGUACAAAACCAGAGACUUAUAUAUAAAGGUAAGUCCUUAAAGGAUCCUGAGAAGACACUAGAAGAGAUGGGCCUUAAGGAUGGUGCCAAGGUCAUGAUGAUUGGAAAAAAGCACAACCCCGAAGAAGAAGCAGAGUUAAAGAGUCUUGAGGAAGUGGACAAGGCUCAAGAAGCUGUGGAGAAGAAACUUACAGGGAUGUCUGAUGAACUGGAAGGGAUGGAGAAGGGAUUCCUUGAGGAACCUUUAAUGACCGAGUCAUUACCCAAGCUGGAGAAGAGAAUAGGACUGUCAACAGAAGAACUCAUGAAGAUGUUGGAAAGACUAGACUCAACAAUCAUUCAGGAAAGUCAUAUUGAUGCAAAAAAGAAGAGGAAAAGUGUGGUACAGAGAAUUCAGGUUCUACUGGACAGAUGUGAUAGUUUACUGACCAGAACAAGACAUGUCAAGACAAAGAGUACACUAUGAUAGAUUUGCUGUAAAAAA